Molecule: messenger RNA, 5223 nt
Organism: Alternaria arborescens
Lineage: Eukaryota; Fungi; Ascomycota; Dothideomycetes; Pleosporales; Pleosporaceae
Exons: 2
Coding region: 1-5223 (1740 amino acids)
Source: RefSeq, a predicted model, not a curated record
AUGCCGGACGCCGUCCAAUCCUCAGAACACCACCAAGACGACGAAUUUCUCCCCAAGUCACCCCUCUUAGAAGCCCGAACUGCGAAGGCACCACAAUCUACAACACCACCACGUCCAGCCAACUUUGAUCGAACUCCCAGCAAGCGUCGCACAAGCAUUUCGCAACCAAACCCUCUAGCAUUUGAUACACAAGUGCCUGCAGAGACAUACCGACCUUCUAGCUCGAGAAAACGUGCGCCUCCACUGUUGUCGUUUCCGAAGAACUUUAACCAGGAAUACGCUAUUAGGCCGUCGUUAUCUAGACGCCCUUCGUCUAGUGGUCAGGAGAAUCCCUUCGCAGCUUCAUCUAUAAAGUCGCCCUCCGUAAUAUCGCCUGACCCAUGGGAUUUACUUACUUUCGAGGAUCCAUGGGACUUGCGUACUGUCGAAAGUGCGAGCGGUAACAUGAUUCAUGAGAAGAACUACAGAGUAGCUCAGAGGAGGCCAUCUGCAAGACGCAGACUGUCCUCAACUAUGACACCAGCUCAGCUAGCAGACCAGCAACGCCUAAUCGAAUUUGAGAAGGCGAUGAUGCGUAGUGAGAGGCAGGCUGCAGAAGCUCGAGAACGAGAUGAACAACUAGCGGCACCCUUUAAGAACCAACAUGAGAAACCUAGGUACUGGGACCCGCGUGGUGGUACUCGCAGACUAUCCUCAUCCAUGACACCGACUCAGCUAGCAGAUCAGCAACGCCUAAUGGAACUUGAGAAGGCGCAGAGGCGUAGUGAGAGGCAAGAGACAAUAAAAAUGCUACAGUUUCCUGUCGAUUAUAGCCCGCAAAAAGCGGCAGAAGAGAACGACAGGCGCGUGCGUUUCGAACUUGAUCGUGCAGACAGUCGCGCAAUGGAGAGAGCUGAAGAAGUGAUGGCUGAAGAGGAAAAGGCCCGGUCGGUAGCCAGAGAGGAGUCUCGCCAUCCUGAAGCAGAAAAUCAGCGCUUGCUCGAUACUACAGCUGAGCCUAAAGCCUUACCGAGCAGCCGCGAUCCAUUUCACGAACAGAUCCACAAAGCAGCUGAGAUAACCCCGAUAAACCCACCAGUUCUUACUGGUAGUGGAGCAUCCCUAGUUCAAACACGUCGCCCAUCGCGUAGUAGCAGCCGCCCUUCUACUCGGGACGGCCAAAGGCCUGAGAUUAUCAUUGAGUAUGGUUCUAAGAAAGACAAGACUAAGACUAAAAAAUACCCAUCGAUCUCUGUCUCCAGUAAACCAUUUGAUCGGUCUUCCCUCGACUCCAGGGGAUCUCACGAAGCAGCUAUCGAGUCAGACUCAAAAGAUUCUGAAGCCUCGAAUACUUUGCGAACGGGCUUUCCAGAAGUUCCUAUGUCUACAUUAGCCUCCAGCUCUAGAAAGUCCAAGGAAGCAGAUAUCAAGUUGAUUGAUCCUUUUGAUUCGGACAAUCAUGAUCCUAUACAUCAGGGCCAUCAUAGAACAUACGGGACGUCGCUUGAAAUUCCUUCUCAACGCAACCAAGCCAACCAAAGCCGUUCCUUGGGGUUUGAUAUAGCACACCUCACGAACGAGGUUGAAGCUGGAAUUGAGAAUUCUAGUGGAAGAACGAGCAAAAAGGAAGCUGGUAGCGAACAACCUGUAGCUCAGAACGCCGAAACUGCAAUGAGAAUUCCUAGAGCACGAUCCGAAAUACCGCCACCCCUGCCUCCUCCACGUCAUAUCGACACCAGUGGAAGAGACCCUGGUUGGCAAUGGGGUAACACAAACAGCCCAAGGGACACCGGCUUUGGCGGAAAUCGGCUCGCGACAGUUAGACCUGGUUGGCAGUGGAACGGUGGAGCCACAGGCAGCUAUCCGCGGGAGCCUUCGGUCGAAAUAUUUAGCCCUGCCCGCUUACCUUCCGUCAUGGAAGACACACAGACUGCGGCUGAAGAAGUUCAUAAUGAGCCUCCCGGAAGACACGUUGCGCCUAUUAAAGGUAUCCUUCGCAAAGCUACCGAAAAGUUCCCCGAGGACCCUGCACUCGUCCGCGAGGGAGUUGCACCAUACAAGGACGCCUUAAAGGACAAGUACAUUCCCAUCGGAGCCCGAUGGACAAGAAUUGAUCGCCGCCUAGUUAACCCUGAGGCUUUAGAGGAAGCUAAGGAGCGUUUCGAAGAGCGCGUAGAUUGCGUGAUGGUUCCGCGUGUCUUGACUAGGGAGGAGAUACAGAAGCUGGCCAACCGUACGAAAGCAAUCCGGGAGCGCCGCGAGGCCACCGAUGAGGCUCGUGAGCCGGAAUCCAUCGCUAUGAAUGCUGAUGACAAUGACGAACUGGGAGCAGAUAAGACUUACACAGCACCUCGAUCUGCCAUAGAGCCUUUCUCUAUUGACCCUUCAUUCGGAGAUUCACAUCAUAGUUACGGGGAUUUUCAUGGGCUUCCGGAAGUUCCCGAUGAACUUCUGCAGGACUCAGAUCUACCACAAAUUAACCACGCGUGCGAUAAGCUCCAUGAAGAGGGAGUUAACAGCACUCAUGCGGAAGGCAAUGCGUCUACACCGUAUACUCAAGAAGCCGGUGUUCAGGAGCUCCUAGUCGGGGGCGCCGUUAUAUUUGGCGGAGGAGAGAAGAAGGAAUUAUCUAGAGAGAAGAGAGACCGUGAGAAGGGAGAGAAAGAGCGUUCAGCGAAGGAAGCUGCUGAACAAGCAGAGAGGGAGCGUCCUAAGCGUACGGAAGAGGAGGGACGCUUAGAACAGGAACGCAUUCAGCGUGAAGAAGAGGAAAGUAUUGCGGCAGAAGGAGCUGAGCGUGCUGCUAAAGAACCUGAAGCAGCACGUACGGCCGCAGAAGAGGAAGAAGCUGAGGCAAGUUCUGGAUGGGGCAGCUUAGGGUCUGGUUUCUACAGGAGGAAGAAGGGAAAGAAUUGGAUAAAGACGAAGACGCCUAAGCGAGAGGCUGAAGAAAAGAAGGAGCAUGAAGAGAAGGAGCAACUGGAAGGUGAAGCUAGAGAAGCUGCUAAAGCCGCUGAAUCCGCCGAGGCUCAAGACCUCAAUCAGAUAUUCAAACAGACAGUAGGUAUGAUUCUUGAGGAUCAGAACUUCAUGCGAAUAAUGAAAGCACCUCUUGACCCCGAGGACUUCACACCGGGAGACGAUUUGCCAUGGGAUCCGGAGGAUACAACAACUACCUUCAACGAGAUGCGAUCCGAGAUUUCUGGGGAGGACGAAACCUCAGACCAUGAAGUAGGAGGGAUAAGAGACGAAGGAGCUACAAGGAAUGUGCUUAAAGAGUUUGAACAAGCUCGGCCUCUUCCCACUCACCCCGUCGAAAGCUGGUUGAAGACGACACUUGUGAAUGAAAGUACUUUUGAGAACUUUGAGUGGGACUACAAUGACAGCGCGUCAGGGCCGUCUUCUUACGCAGCGUCGGUUGCUUCGAUCUUUUCGGUGGCGUCUCUAGCAUCAUCGGCAUCCGUCAUAUCAAAAGGCAGCGGCUAUUCUAAAGUCCAAAUUGCGACAGCUACGAAGGUGCUACUCUCUAUCUUCUACGAAGACGAGGCACUGUUGUCGCUGUAUAAACGCGCUAUAGAAGCCCAGAACAUCGGACCCGAAAGGCUUGAAAGGAACCUACGCCGACUGUUUCGAGCAUACGCAGGCCUCUUAGAAGGUGAAGCGACAGAGAGAUUAGAGCAUCUAGCAUCGCGGCUUGUGCGCGCAAAAUCGGCUUCUCUAGCAAAAUCGGUCAUCGAGAAAUUGCAAAUCGUCCAUGCAAGCACGGAGUUGUCUCCCAGCGAACGCAACAACGAAAGUUCUGACGAGGAGGAGGAUGGCGCUGAUUCACAUCCGGUUAAUGAAGACGCUUUCGAGGAUUUGGUGACCUUUCGACAGUUCUUAGUUGAGAGCGAAGCAUUCAAAACCUUUCACAAUCAACUACAAGCAUUUGUAAUACCUAAUCUGGCACCAGCGGAUCGAACUGAAACGGUGACAAAGGAGGCGUUGGGCUGCGACGACGAAGGUAUUGUCAAGCAUGACGUCCUGAGGUCGCCGGCUCAGUCAAAGACGAUGUCGACCUGGCACGAAUGGUUCAAAGAUGUUAGUCAAGCCUUGAGCAUGUCUUACAGCGAAGUAUUUGCACUUUUUCUUAUUGCUACCGGUUUCCAUCUGGAUCUGGGUACUUUGCUCUUUACUAUAGACCAUCUGUUAGUGAACAUGGGGCUUCUUGAGCCAGCAUUGGACCAAAACAAGACUCGCCUACGCUGGCGAUGUAAAUGUGGUGACUCCAUAUACAGCGACAUAAUGGAGCUUCGUGAAGGCGGUAUAGCUGAGCUAAUAGUCCGCAUGCAGCGUUCUCCUGGCGUUAGAGUACACGCAGCACCGUACAGCCACAAAUCUAGCAACCAGCAGUACAUUGUCCCGCGUCCUGAUCGAUGGCUCCGAAACGCAAUCACCAAACUAGGAAAGGUAUCUGGAGGAUCUUCGAAGUCUCCGCCGUCAUGUCUACCACAGCACAACUCGCCAUACGCAACAACCUCUUGCUCAACUUCUACUAACCCGUCUACUACAAAGAAAAUACUUCAUCUCUCAAUGUGCAUGCACCGUACUAGACGACGCAAGAUUGUCAAGCAAGACCGUGUCGAUGAAAUCACUACAGAUCGGACACUAUUGCGCUUCCUCCAGCGACAGUACGCCACUCACCGCGGCCGCUUUCUCAACAUCGCGCGGCUCAAAACGGUGCAAAGAAUCGUUUUUGUCAAGUUCCGCCUCCCAAUGGGAGGCAGUGUAGACGUACAGCACCACUUGUACUGCAUUGCCGACCCUGCGAACUGGAAAUACUGCGAAUGCACUCCACCUCCUAAUAAGGUCGGUGUGGAAUACGAGUACUCUCCAAGUCCACCCAAAACCCACCCUCCUAUUCCACCAGAGUACCUGGCGAGUCUAUUCACAUGCGCCACCGAUGUCCAUGAGGAGGACGAUUGGAUUCUCAAUCAACUACCAAAACGUACCUGUGGCGUUCUCCAGGGCCAGAAAGGACAGCCAGCGGAAGGAUGGGGUAUUUACUUCUUGGAGGGCUGGGAUCGUGAGAUCAUCUCUUUACUUAUCCUGUUCAUCUUUUUCCUAGCAAGCUUACUCUUUGGCGUUCUGUGGUGGAACUUCCAAUUUGAUCUACAAGGCGGGUUUGGUGUCUCUGCGUACAUGAUGGCUGUCUGUACGAUUGUCGUUUCUGUUGUUGUAACGCGGUUGGAGAACAAGGGAUAA